Messenger RNA from Trichoderma asperellum CBS 433.97, 2614 nucleotides. RefSeq lists its product as uncharacterized. Gene Ontology annotation, cellular component: nucleus. The record is from RefSeq and is a predicted model, not a curated record. NCBI's taxonomy places the organism in Eukaryota, Fungi, Ascomycota, Sordariomycetes, Hypocreales, Hypocreaceae. Gene Ontology annotation, biological process: transcription initiation at RNA polymerase I promoter. Gene Ontology annotation, molecular function: RNA polymerase I core binding; RNA polymerase I general transcription initiation factor activity.
CGUUGCCACGGCUGUCUAGGGUUCUCUUCCAGCAUCACUCAUUCACCUGCGUUUCAUUUUACAAUUAUCCCGUAUCCUUACAGCGUGGAGCUCAAGUCAUGGGCUUCAGCUUGUCCGCGAGAUUUGUCGUAUUCCUAAGAGCUCCGUAGCUGGGUAUGGUUUUUUUCCACAUUUUUCUUGCAUUGCUAGAUUCCCCGUAACGAACGUCACGACAAACCGCCCUUCAUUCUCGCCAGCGUCUCGCUGUAUCCUUAAUCAUCAUUCAUCGACCCUCGAUAUCGCCUUCAUGCGACCAUUCACUCCAGCCCCUCGAAGCCUCACUGGCCCUCUGCCCAGGAAUACUCCCCCGGUAAAAUCUAUACUCAAGCCCUCUUCGCUUCUGGGCCGCAGGAAAGACCAGCACGACGACCUGCUCAAGGAGAGCCCCGAGGCUCAAGACACGUCCAACAAACGGCGCAAGGUCUUCUUCGACGAUAUAAAGAAUGUGACGUACGAAGUCGGCCGGCGGACCAUGGACGAAGUUAAAUUAGAAGUGCGGAUGGCACUGGAGGCCCAUCUGCGAGGAGAUGACGGCCAGUACGACGGGUUGAAGGAGAUGUUUGCCAACGACAAAAAGAGGUAUCUACCGCCUAUUGUCGGAGAAGAAGAGGAUACGCUGAAGCCCCACGAACUUCAGGUUUACCUCAUGGCGUUGACCGGUUGUAUUCCUAUUCUGAAGAGCAAGGACUGCAAUGGUCUGGUGAAGGCGAUCCUCAACUGCUCGUGGCUGGGGCGAGAUGCUGCCUUUGUCAAAGUAUUUACACAUUUUCUCGCCGCCCUAGUCAGUGCGCAAGGCUCCUAUCUCAACCAAGUUUUAAACAUGAUUGUGGGCAAAUUUCACGACACGCGUCCCUCCGCGUGGCGAGUCCCUGAUUUCCCCGAGGUCUCGCGUGCCACGAUGCGUGAGAGGCUGCAUUCGACCCUACAGUACCUUCUGAAGAUGUUUCCAUCCGCCAUCUCAGUUUUAGAAAACUUGCUUAGAACCAAGUUUCCGUUCCUAGACGAUUCGAUGAGAGUCCACAUGGCCUACAUCCACAACCUCCUCCAAGUCAAGGAGUACGUGCCUGAUCUGGCGGAAGAUGUUUUCGAUAUGAUACUCGAUCGCGUUGUCAAAAUAGAUUCACAAAUGCAGCUGGAUUUAGAAGACACGGAUGAUGACAUCACAGCCGCCGUCAUGUACGCACUGCGCGAGAACGCUCAAGAAGAUGCGGGAGGCUGGGAGGACGAGGCGGAUGAUGAUAGUGAUACCGAAUCCGUUGACAGCGACGACUUGGAUUAUGAUCAAGAGGCCGUUCGGAUCAAGACACUCAAAGACAGCGUGGAGAAGAUGGACUCGAUGCUCGAUACCCUUUUCGGCGUCUACACGCCACACUUUACAAACCCCGGGUCAGAUAAAGCAUUUGACAUGUUCACGACGAUCCUACGCGAGUUUGAUCAGAUGGUAUUACCGACAUACAAAUCACGGCACACACAAUUUCUCAUCUUUCACUUUGCGCAGCAGCACGAGCGGCUGACAGACGCCUUUUGCGGUCAGCUCAUCGCCAGCGCCUUCCAGAGCAACACACCAAACAUUCUGAAGCAGGCGGCCGCCGCCUAUCUGGCAAGCUUUGUUGCUCGGGGAGCCCUUGUUCCGCGCAGCCUAGUGCGCACAAUCUUUAUGCUUUUGAUCCAUCACCUGGACCAGUAUCGCCGGAAAUAUGAGCCCCUGUGCCGCGGUCCAGAUCUUAAGCGAUUCCACCCCUACUACAGUCUUGUACAGGCUACCCUCUACAUCUUCUGCUUCCGCUGGCAAGACCUGGUGGUGUCUGCCCCGGAGUUCGUCGACCCUGAAGACCCUGCAUCCUACAUUGGCCAAGACCUUGAGUGGAUUGGGACGGCAAGGAAAGAUCUUUCGACGCACAUAUUCGGCAAACUCAACCCAUUGAAGGUCUGUGCACCGGUUAUCGUCGAUGAAUUUGCCAAGCUGGCACACCGACUCAAUUUCAUGUAUGCGUAUCCAUUAAUCGAAAGUAACAAGCGCAUUCGAUUGACACAAUUCUUGUCAUCAACUUACUCCACUGGAGGUGCCCUACGAGACUCUGGUUUUGAUACCCAAGAAGAGAGCUUUCAUCAGCUGGACCCGUAUUUCCCAUUUGACCCAUACCAGCUGCCGGUAAGCAAGCGGUGGCUUGCUGAAGAUUACGUGAACUGGAAAUCAAUACCGGGUUUGAAUGCGGAAGACGAUGAAGACAGCGACGAUUUCGAAGAUGACGAGGACGAAGAUGCCCUUGAGGACCUUGAGGAGGGCACCGCUACUGAUAGCGAGGGCGACUACUCUGAAUAAGGGCCCCGAUAAGCGAUUAUAAAAGAACGGAUAUACCCAAAGCUCCAUGUGAUGGAUGGAACGUUUGUCUAUUUAUUUGGAAUCUCUUGCACAUCUCAGAGUUUUAUCUAUGAAUUGCUAUUUUAGGAACGGCUAGGGCACACCUACUAUUUAGGACAAAAAGGAGGAGGGAGGGGGCUUGCAUCGUGCUUAUUUACGCAAAGAGCAUAUGGCCUGGGGGUGUUAGUGGCAUUCCCUUUUUUUUUUUUUUUU